Molecule: messenger RNA, 4966 nt
Organism: Cyanistes caeruleus (blue tit)
Lineage: Eukaryota; Metazoa; Chordata; Aves; Passeriformes; Paridae
Source: RefSeq, a predicted model, not a curated record
UCCUGUUUCCUGAUGUUUACAGGAAUGUUAUGCUUUUAAACAAGAGAUAAAACUGCUGAAAACCCAGAGCUAGACCCAGCAAAAGACUAAUGGAGGUGUGCAGCAAAAUGGGUUGAGAGUAGAGCUGCCUUAUUCCACUUUGUUUUUGCACUGUCUUCAGUUUUGCUUCAGAGAGUGCUAUCAAAUUGGCAAAGAAGAACAGACAACCUCUGGUGAUAUGUAUGUUUGCAUCCUGAUUUAUCCACUUUGCUUCUGGCAGUCUGUGAAGGAGAUCUGCUGCAGUGUGCCUGUGAACCUUCCGUGCAAACAUAAAAGCAUUAUUGAUUCCUCAUGCCCUGGAGAACCUAUUCAGAAAGGCAGGGAUGGAGGACACAAGAAUAUUUUUGUGGCCUUAAUGUAAAUGCCACAUGUUAAAGAAAUUACAUCUACAGAAUUUCUGUUUUCAGACAGUGGUGGCUGAGCUGAAACUUCUUGCAUCUUGUGGAGAGCAUGUAUAAAAGGAAUGACCUCAUGGCCAAUGUGAUGGUCACCUCCGCCACUCCAGAGGGUAGUAGCAGCUCAGAUUCUCUGGAAGGGCGAAGUUCAGAUUAUGCCAAUAAAAGCUACGAUGCAGUCGUAUUUGAUGUGUUGAAAGUAACUCCUGAGGAGUUUGCUAGCCAGAUAACAUUGAUGGAUAUGCCUGUAUUUAAAGCUAUACAGCCUGAGGAACUAGCCAGCUGUGGAUGGAAUAAGAAAGAAAAACACACCCUCGCGCCAAAUAUUGUUGCCUUUACUAGGAGGUUUAACCAGGUCAGUUUUUGGGUUGUACGAGAAAUACUAACAGCACAGACCUUAAAAAUAAGGGCAGAAAUACUGAGCCACUUUGUGAAAAUAGCAAAAAAGCUUCUGGAACUGAAUAAUCUUCAUUCUCUUAUGUCUGUGGUGUCAGCACUGCAAAGUGCACCGAUCUUCAGGCUGACCAAAACUUGGGCUCUUUUGAAUCGGAAAGACAAGACCACCUUUGAGAAGUUAGACUAUUUACUGUCUAAGGAAGAUAAUUACAAAAGGACACGAGAGUACAUCAGAAGCUUAAAAAUGGUUCCAACAAUUCCAUAUUUAGGAAUUUAUCUCUUGGAUUUAAUCUACAUUGAUUCUGCAUAUCCUGCUUCAGACAGCAUAAUGGAGAAUGAACAAAGAUCCAAUCAAAUGAAUAAUAUUCUCCGAAUCAUAGCUGAUCUGCAAGUAUCCUGCAACUAUGAUCAUCUCACAACACUUCCCCAUGUGCAAAAGUACUUGAAGUCUGUCCAUUACAUUGAAGAACUUCAGAAAUUUGUAGAAGAUGACAAUUACAAAUUAUCUUUAAGAAUUGAGCCAGGUAACAGCUCUCCUCGACUGGUUUCCUCCAAAGAAGAUCUUGCAGGUCCAUCUGAGCUGUCAGCAAUUAUGAAAUUCAGCAGGAGACCCACAUGUCCUGAUGCCUCAGUAGCAGCAAGUCUACCUACGCCUCCCGUCCCAAGGCACCGGAAGAGUCACAGCCUGGGAAACAAUAUGAUGUGUCAGUUGAGCGUCGUGGAGAGCAAAAGCGCCACCUUCCCGACAGACCGGCCAAGGCACCUGCUGGACGACAGCGUCCUGGAGUGUCACAGCCCCGCGCGCGGCCACCCGCCCGACACGCGCCUCGCCAAUGGGCUCUCCAGAGAUAGCAGUGAAAGCUCAGAAUUUAGUGAGGAGCUGCCGUCAGGGCUUGAAAGGGGUCGUUUAUAUGCCACACUGGGGCCUAACUGGAGGGUACCAAUCCGGAAUUCUCCUCGGAGUCGAAGCUGUGUAUACAGCCCAACAGGUGCAUGCAGCUGCACAGCAGGUGGUUCCACAGGAGUCAUUACCAUGGAAGGGCCAUUAAGAAGAAAAACAAUGCUCAAAGAAGGCAAGAAACCUACUCUCUCCUCAUGGACUAGAUACUGGGUCAUGCUGUCAGGAUCAACUCUUCUGUACUUUGGAGCAAAAGCUUUAAGAGGCACUGAAAGAAAACAUUAUAAAUCUACACCUGGGAAAAAAGUCUCCAUUGUGGGCUGGAUGGUGGCACUGCCUGAUGACCCAGAACAUCCUGAUAUUUUCCAGCUAAAUAAUCCUGACAAAGGCAAUGUUUACAAGUUUCAGACUGGUUCAAGGUUUCAUGCAAUAUUAUGGCAUAAACAUUUGGAUGAUGCAUGCAAAAGCAACAAGCCUCAGGUACCUGCUAAUCUAAUGUCAUUCGAGUAAUUUCCUCUCCUACCUGGUGUGACUUCAAGUGCCAAACUGAAGAAACAGGUUAUUAUUCUCUAAGGAGGAAGAGGAGAAUGGUUUUCCUGACAUGAGCCAGCCACAGAUAUUUCAGCACUUUCCUAUGUAACUUGAAAGUUAUUCUGACACAGCUUUUAAAAGCAGAAAGUGAAUGUUGUCCCUAGGACCAGAUAAAGUCUCAUGCACUGAGUGAAAGCAGGCAAGUUAUAUGGACAGAAGAUUAAUCCUGACUCCUGCAGGAUUCUAGAGCCCUCACCUAUUUGUGGUCAGAGACUGCAUGAACUGAUAUUUGACCACAAACUGAGCAUCAUAUCUUCUGCCUAUUCUUUUUUAAAUGGUUCUUUUUAUUGUUAAGCUGCUUUGUGUGACUGAAGAAUAUUUGGCCCAUGUUGGGUUUCAAUUCUUUCUAAUGCACAGAAUGAUUGACAGUGUUAACUUGCUGCAAAGUGUCAGUUAGAAUAGAAAAUUGUGGAACAACAUUUUUAUAAUGUAAGUGCACUGAGUUGCUUAGCAAUGUGGCUGCCUCAAAUUUUCUAUCAAAUCUCUGGACAAUUCUGCUGUUCAUAUUUGAGCUAUUUGGAAAAAAUGUAUUUUGGCAUAGGACAGUUGGUCUUUUUUUUCAUUCAGUUAUUUUGCUCAGGAGUACCCUGGUAAUGGAUUUAAGGCUGUUUAAAUUUAUGUUGUGCUGAAAUUUGUCUUUCAUUCUUUUACCAGUGGCAUAGUUGCUUAUAAAUUUGGUGUUUCAGUUCAGUCUGAACACCGUUCAUUUCAAAUCCCUCAGUACAAGGAAGCAGGUAAUCAGGUGUUAUAUAUCACAUGGUCCUGGCUCCAUAUCACUGUUUCUGUUCUGUCCUUCUGUGGACGACGUGGCUCCACUCAAUUCCAGUAUAUGUUGCAACUUCAGGACAUAAGUACUGGUAGAUGGUACUGCUAUUAUAAAAUCAUGGUGGCAGUGAAAGACUAUCUAACAGUGGAGCAAGUACAAAGAAGUCUCCACAUCAAUAUCCAGAAAACAGACGAACAAACAAAAGAAGUGUUUCUGGGCCUUCCCCUCUGAAGGAACUCUCUAUGUUGUAUUCCUGCUGUGCCCUGGCACUCCUACAGUCAGAAUCUUUUUCUGUUCAUAUGUUAAAUUCAUCACUUUUUCUGUUUGAAACUCUUUUGCCAUAGAGCAUCAUUAUUCAGACUUCAUCAAUCACCAGAAAACCUCUUCUGACUUUCCUAAGAUUGCAUAGAGGAGAAAUUAACAAGUGAGCCUCUAGCUUACAAACCAGGAACACGGUAGAAGUUAGUUUAAGUGAACAGAACCUCUACUAGAACAAGCUAGUAUUAGCAGUAUGUAUUCUGUGGAUUUCCAUGAUUUUCUACAUUUUUAUUUUGAAACUUCUCUAACAAUAAGGAAGAAAAAAUACCUGUGUUGUUAAAUGUAGGUCAAUGAGUUCUUUUAAGAGCUCAUGUUACAAUCCUGAAAGCAUAAUACAUACCAGCUUUUCAAGAAAACCGGUUCCUGAUGACAACUGCAUUUAGAUCCUGGGACAUGGGAAAGUCUACGUAAAGUUGACAAAGUUUAUUUGAUACCCGAGGAACUGUGUGAAAAGAGUGGUAAUGCAAAAUGUACAUUUGUAUAGUUUUUAUUUUUUUGCUAAUUUAAGACAACUUUGAACUAGGAAAAACAUGGUUAUGUGCAAGGGCAGAGCAUCUAACACCAUUAGAGAUGGUGUAGAAGCUUUUGAAUGUGUUAACAUCCUGUCACCACUAAAUGACUUCAGACUGUCAGACUAUGAUCUAGUCCGAAUUAUUCUGCACCUGUGGAUUUUUGUGAUUAGCCAUCAAUGAGAUUAAAGAUCUUUUCAGUAUAGCACAAUUGUGAAAUUGCUACACAGUACUGAGAAAUUCAGAUUGAUGGCAGUGAAAGAAUACUAGUAAAGCAUCUUAAAACAAUUUAAAAUUAGUCUUUAAGUAUUAAAGAGUUUGUAGCUGCUGAUUAGAGGUGGUAUGAUGUCAUUCUAGUACUUCUAUGGUUAAUUGAAAGCUACUAUUGAAAUACAAUAUGUUGCCUAUCACUAUUGAUUAUUAUAGCAUUUUCACAAAAAAUAUCACAAACCAUACAAGUUUUCCUCCAUCAAAGAGAACACUUCAAUAGUUAUGUAAAAGUAAACAUUAUGUCAUAAUAACUAUUUUCAGAAUUGUGGCAAUACAAUAACUGUAGGUAAUAUUAUUAGUUUAUUAAAUGUGCAAUCUUGAUGUAAUUCAGUGCCAAAAUGCAUGUUUUUCCAAAUAGCACUAAAAUGAGGCAAAGAAACUAGUUUUCAAACUGAGACUGACUUGUCACAUUAUAAUGUUAAUCAAUUUCAACAUUUUGGUUUGUUUUGUGUGGAAACUGUUGCACUAUUUUUGGCUGUGUUUUCCAGCAGUCCACUGCAUGCCAUUUGUGUAAAGGAUUCUUUCUAUAAUUCUUGUGAACUGUCUCACCUGUAAGAACUCUGGCAUUGGAAUCUAGGAUUUUGGCAAAGUAUUUUGUUACCUCAGUCUUGUAUCAAGUUGCUGCAUUUUUCAGUUUGUUACAUUGAUAAUAAUGAUUGUUUUGCUAAUUAAAUACUUUAAUGUAAAAACAGUUUGUUUACUACAACAGUAAUAGCAUUUGGUUGUAAGUUUAAAAAUGUGCAGGGUAUGUAUGCUGUUGACAAUAAAAUAUUCUGAAAAAUAA